Penicillium diatomitis is the source of this 354-nucleotide messenger RNA. RefSeq lists its product as uncharacterized. NCBI's taxonomy places the organism in Eukaryota, Fungi, Ascomycota, Eurotiomycetes, Eurotiales, Aspergillaceae. The record is from RefSeq and is a predicted model, not a curated record. The transcript has a single exon. Bases 1 to 354 code for a protein of 117 amino acids.
AUGGAGAAAUCAUUCGCGGACACGGAUCGAAAAUACGGGUUCACAGGUGAUAUGUCCAUUACCCAUCUAUGGCAACAGUGGACCGGUCUCCGAUUCGAGCGAGGUCAUCCGUCCGAUGCGGAGAGAUUCGUCUACGACUUCAUCCAAGCGAAGCGAGACCUCGAGAUGGAGCUCGGUCACUCGGUCCCGGCCUGGGUUGAACACCACCAAUUCAUGAGUGCGGUCUCGGCCUCUCGGGCCGGAGGCGUUCUUCUCCAACGGCCCCCGGCGCAAUCGACGGGUGGUCUCGGCUUCCAGAAUCUCAAGAAGGGGGAGAAAAACAUUUAUACUGCGUUUCUGAAAGCUUGCUGGUAA